This is a messenger RNA of Aphanomyces astaci, 294 nucleotides long. RefSeq lists its product as hypothetical. The coding region runs from base 1 to 294 and encodes 97 amino acids. The record is from RefSeq and is a predicted model, not a curated record. The transcript has 2 exons. Lineage: Eukaryota; Oomycota; Saprolegniomycetes; Saprolegniales; Verrucalvaceae.
AUGCAGCGCGAUCCAUUGAACGUCACUUUCGCGGAGUACUUUCGGUGCCGCAUCACUACCAAGCUCAUCGUGGCCAGGGAUACUACGAUUGAUGUUGUUUCUGUCCUGGUCGUCAACACUGUCUCGACUACCAUCGCCGACUACCACGCAGACGCGUCGAACACGAAGAAACUGUGGGACCCGGAAGGUCCAGCCAACACAACGCAAAACAAGUACGUCAAACUGACACUGCUAAGCUACAACAAUGUGGUACGGCGAGUUUGGGACAAUGCAAGCAAGGCCCGCAAUGCCUAA